Messenger RNA from Solanum lycopersicum (tomato), 1958 nucleotides. Its product is annotated as aspartic proteinase CDR1-like. Lineage: Eukaryota; Viridiplantae; Streptophyta; Magnoliopsida; Solanales; Solanaceae. Gene Ontology annotation, molecular function: aspartic-type endopeptidase activity. Gene Ontology annotation, cellular component: extracellular region. The record is from RefSeq and is a predicted model, not a curated record. Gene Ontology annotation, biological process: proteolysis.
AAACUUAUUUUUCACCUUCAAACAUAAAUAGGUAAAAAUUGAAAAGCAUUCUUCAUUAUAUAUAUCCUCACAUUUUAAUGAAGUCAAAAAACAGAUUUAUAAGUUGGGCCCUUUUUUCCCAAUAGCAAUAAUAUGGGCUCAACUUAUUAAAUAUGAGGAGAAGAUUUCAAAUUUCAUUGCUUUGUGUAAUCUGCAUUAGAUACUUUCAAUAUGAACUAAUCCAUGCAAUAAUUGACACUAAGAUGAGUCAACAUAAAAACUGAAAAAUUUACUAUGAAGGAAAAAAUAAUUAAUGUUGGACUAGACCACAAUCAACAAGUCAUAAAUUUGUAUCUACAAUUUUUUUAUAUAUAAAUUAUAUCUGUGAGAUUUUUGAAACUCCCAUCACAAAAAAAAUAAUAAUCAUGAAACUCCAUUACUUCAUCUUACUCUAUCUUGCAAGUCUCUCUCAUUUUGCGCAAUCCAAAAAUGAUGGUUUUAGCAUUGAACUCAUUCAUCGCGAUUCACCAAAAUCGCCAUUCUAUAACCCUGCCUUAAAUCAAAGGCAACUAAUGUACAACGCGUUACAACAUUCCAUCAAUCGGGCAAGUUUCUUAUGGUCUAAAUUAUCAACUUCUAUAAUUCCUGAUAUACACGGAGUAUAUCUCACGAAAAUUUCAAUUGGCACUAAACCAAGGGCCAAACUAGUUGCUGUUGACACAGGUAGUGAUCUUAUAUGGAUACAAUGUGAACCUUGUGUCCAUUGCUACGAACAACGAACUCCAAUUUUCAAUCCGCAAAAUUCGUCUACAUAUAGACCAAUUACUUGCAACUCUACUGAAUGCACGAGUCUUCCGGGAGGCUCUUGUUAUACGAGGAGAAAUACAUGUUUAUAUUCUGCUAGAUAUAACGAUGAAUCGUACAGCUAUGGUGAUCUAGCUAGUGAGACGUUCACAUUUGACGAUGCAACAAAUACUACUCAUCCAAUCAGAUUGUCUAUGUCCAACAUAACUUUUGGUUGUGGAUGGAUGAAUGAUAUCACUACACUUGAUACUGAACCAGCUGGAAUUAUUGGACUUGGAGCUUCACCUUAUUCACUUGUGUCCCAAAUUAAAUCCAAAUUUGGGCAUAAAUUUUCCUAUUGCUUAGUCCCAUUUUUCCAAUUAAAUGUGUCUAGUAGAUUGAGUUUUGGUGAAAAUGAAGCCUUGAUUUCUUCAACUAAACAUAUGGUUACAACCCCAUUAUUUUUGAAACCUCCAAAGGUAUAUUAUUUCCUAAAGUUACUAGGAAUCACCAUUAGGAAUACAACGAUUCGAUUUCAUAACACAUCGAAGAAAGCUCACAAGGGAGGGAAGAUUGCUAUAGACUCGGGGACAACGUUUACGUUUUUACCAACACAUAUGUACUCAGAGAUGGAGAGAAUAAUGAAGCGCGAGAUAAAAUUGAAGCCUCUAAGAAGCAACACAACGCGAUUUUUGCGAUUGUGUUAUCAAGGAUUGGGUGUUUCAGAUGUUCCUCCGGUGAUAUUUGAAUUUCAAAAUGCAAAAUUGGAGUUGGAAGCGUUAAAUAGUUUUGUUAAUAUUGGAAAUGACGUUAUUUGCCUUGCUUUUGCUCCAGCAAAACAUUUGCCUAUAUUUGGGAAUAUAGCACAAACAAAUUUCUUUGUUGCCUAUGAUCUUGACAAGAAGACUGUUUCAUUUAAACCCCAAAUUUGUGCCAAAUUGUAACAAGGUUUAUAUGUCUGAUAUUUAUAUGAUUAUAUCUAUCUAAAAGUAUGUGAUUGGACUCUUCAAUUUCCAAAUAAACACAUAAAUUAUAUUCGCUCGGUUUCUUUUUACUUGUUCAGUUUUUUUUUCUUUUUUUUACUAAUCAAGAAAGAACAUUUUUACUCUAUUGUCUUUGAAAAAUUUAGUAAGUAAAGAUACUUGAAAUUCAAUCAAUAAAAUAGGGGUAAAAUGAUAAACACACUAUAGCAAUCA